AUGUCUAAGAACAACAUAUUUAAAGCAGCAAUAUUGUUAAUUUGUGUAUUUAUUCAAAAUGGACAGUGCACCCAUUUAAAGGGAACGUUUAAAUCGGACGAAUUCUUUAAGUUUCUAAUAAAAUUCGGUUUCCAAAAGACUGAUCAGCACCAAGCAGAAUCUAGUCAUGGAUAUAUUUUCGGAAACAUAACUUCUAAACAGCAGUUUUCAGUUCCUAUAACGUUUGCCGUACUUGAUAGGCAGUAUUUUCUAGAUUAUUAUAAAAACAGAGUUAUUUAUGACAAAGAUCAAGCAUGUAAGAGAAUGUUUAGUACUCUUAAAACUAGAGCAUAUGAUAGCAAAUGUAGUAAAGAAGGAAAGGAUUAUUUGAGGAGGAUCCCUUGUACAAAAAAUAAACUAUGCGAAGACGAAGAUAAUCCUUAUCAUGUCGUGAAAAAUAAUCAGUUUACUUAUGUCAUCCAGGACUUUAAACAACCCUCGUAA
Diabrotica balteata is the source of this 483-nucleotide messenger RNA. The record is from the annotation of a GenBank genome assembly. Lineage: Eukaryota; Metazoa; Arthropoda; Insecta; Coleoptera; Chrysomelidae.